Molecule: messenger RNA, 2086 nt
Organism: Phycodurus eques (leafy seadragon)
Lineage: Eukaryota; Metazoa; Chordata; Actinopteri; Syngnathiformes; Syngnathidae
Product: globoside alpha-1,3-N-acetylgalactosaminyltransferase 1-like
Exons: 11
Coding region: 111-1259 (382 amino acids)
Biological process (GO): carbohydrate metabolic process
Cellular component (GO): Golgi apparatus; membrane; vesicle
Molecular function (GO): hexosyltransferase activity
Source: RefSeq, a predicted model, not a curated record
UCCAGUCGGUACAGGAGUCAGAAGUAGAUCAUCUGCUUCCGGGAAUUUAGUCGACAUUUUAGUUUAGAACGUUUAAGUCAGUAAGUUCGAAGUUUGCCCACAAAGCUGAGAUGUUGCACUCCAUUUGCAGGAUUCAUAUUUUAGUCUACUUGACUUUUUCUCUAUUUUUUUUCGGAGCUCUCUAUGUCUUCAUUGGGUACUCUAAUUCAUUUGUCAGUAUAUUCCAAUUGGGCAAUUUGCCCAAGACAAAGGAUGAUGCAAUAAUAAGCAGUGCACAGAUAAACCAAAAUGCAUCCCUAAAGGACUAUGUACUCAAAGAAGAUGUAGUUACACGAGAUGGAGUGAACAACUGUGGGCGCUGGAGUAUUGAAGAACUAAAAAUGCAAGCAGGGCUGAAAUAUGCCCAGCCAAGUACUCAGAAAGGACGCACUGAUGUUAACUCAGUGACAAACUGGAAUGUCCCCCUGGUUUGGGAGGGAACUUUUGACCCAGUAGUAAUUGAUGCAAUCUAUAAAACAAUGCAUCCAGGAGUUGCUGUGGUGGUUUUCGCCAUUGGCAAAUAUACUCGCUUCCUAGAGGCCUUCUUGGAGUCGGGUGAAAAGUACUUCCUGGUUGACUUCAGGGUCACGUAUUAUGUCUUCACAGACAACAAACAAAAGGUUCCUCAAGUUAAACUGGGCAGCAAUCGGAAAAUCUCAGUGAUUACUGUCCCUGGCGCCCAACGUUGGCAGGAGGUGGUGCUUGGCAGGAUGAAGUGGGCAACCAUAGCCAUUGAAAAUCAGAUCCGUAACGAGGCUGACUAUCUUUUCAUGAUGGACAUUGAUAGCGUCUUCCACAACCGCUUUGGAGCCGAGUCCCUCAGCAGACUCUCCGCUGUGCUGCAUCGUGGCUACUACAAGAACACCCAUCGGGACAAAUUUCCAUAUGAGCGUCGUCCCCAGUCCACAGCCUACAUUCCUGCUGGGGAAGGAGAUUACUAUUACACGGCAGCUGUCUGGGGUGGCUACCUGGAGGAUAUGUACAAGCUAGUCAAGCACUGUUACGCUCAAGCAGAAGAGGAUUCCAAGAAAAAUAUUGAGGCUGUGUGGCAAGAAGAGAGUCACCUCAACAAGUACCUACUGUACAACAAGCCCACCAAAGUGCUGUCUCCUGAGUACCUGUGGUCCGACUAUGAUAAGGUACCAGCAGACAUCAAAGUGGUCAGGAUCUCACAACUGGUCAAGGACUAUAAAGAAGUGCGGCCCAAUGGUGGACACUGAUGUCAAUUGUCAAGCAAAGAUACACGGGACCUGUUCGCGUCUGGCUGAUGUAUAAAUGUGAAGCAUAAUUUACAUCCCAUUGUCUCUGUAACGUGGGCAUUAUGAAGCCUGGCAAUACCAAUGUAAAAACCAUGUAAACGUGGUUGCCUGACUCUACUGAGCAGGACAGAAAUGCACUGUUUUCACGUUUAAUUAUUCUGCUUCAGUAAUGCCCCCCCGAGUGCUGUUUUAAUGAACUCCAUGCCCUGUGUUUAAUGCCUCUAGUGCCUUCCACAAUGUUAGGUUUACCUGCAUAAUAAUUAUUAAAAAGUCAGUUUUUUUUAACAUCUUGUUGACAAAUAAACCACGCUUCUCCACUAAAUUUAAUUAAUUUAAGUGUUUGUGGUUUUCAAGGUUUUAUACUCCCCUGCAUCACACAGAGAGCUGUUUGUAAAAAUGUCUUGUGCAGCUAAUUAAGAUAAUCAAAAUAUUAGAAAUAUGUUUCUGUAUGAAUUGUGUGUUUUCUAAAGCCCACAUGUAUAGAAUGCUUGACUAUUGACUGGAUGUUUUCCUGUUGGUCUGAAGAGUUGAUGAUUUAUCUUUCACAGAGUUUUUGGUAAUUCUUUUUUUAUUUGUAGUUCUGUAUCUUCAGUGUUGCAGCCCUCACCCUCUGGAACUCCCUCUCCUCAGACAUCUGAUACACCCUAUCUUUGGACACUUUCAAACAAAAAUUCAAAACCUCGGUUUUUGAUCUCUAAUGUCCUUUGUUAUGUGUUCUUGUCUGUCUACGUAGUAUAAAGUGACAUUAGCUUCAUUGAAAGGUGCUAUAUAAAUUCAAGCUAUUAUUA